CUCUGUGCAGCCUGGGGCGCUGGGAGACUCUGCUGCAGCUCGUCCUGCAUCAUGAAGGAGACUCUGUUCAAGGGGAACUUCUGGAGUACCGAUUUAAUGAGCACAGUUGGCUACGACAGCAUCGUUCAACAUCUAAAUGAUGGCAGGAAGAACUGCAAGGAAUUUGAAGACUUUCUGAAGGAAAGGGCAACUAUAGAAGAAAAAUAUGGCAAAGAGCUCAUUAACCUGACAAAGAAGAGGCCCUGUGGGCAGACAGAAUUGAACACCCUGAAGAGAGCUCUUGAAGUUUUUAAGCAACAAGUCGAUGGUGUAGGGCAGAGUCACAUUCAGCUGGCCCAGACCCUUCGAGAAGAGGCAAGGAAGAUGGAAGACUUCCGGGAAAAGCAAAAACUUCAUCGGAAAAAGAUAGAGCUUGUAAUGGAUGCUAUUCAUAAAAAUAGGAAUUUGCAGUAUAAGAAAACAGUGGAGGCAAAGAGGCUGUAUGAGCAGCGAUGCAGGGAUAAAGAUGAAGCAGAACAGGCCGUGCACCGCAAUGCAAACCUUGUAACACAAAAGCAACAAGAAAAGCUGUUUGUAAAGUUGGCUCAGAGCAAGUCAGCUCUGGAAGAUUCUGAUAGGCAAUACCAGCUGAAUGUUGGUGCGCUUGAGAAGAUCAGAGAAGAAUGGCAGAAUGAACACACUAAAGCCUGCGAGUUCUUUGAGACCCAGGAGUCUGAACGGAUAAACUACUUCCGCAAUGCACUGUGGCUGCACCUUAACCAGCUCUCUCAGGAGUGCGUCCGGAGUGAUGAGCGAUAUGAAGAAACCCGUAGGAGUCUAGAAAUGUGCAGCAUUGAGAAGGAUAUUGAAUUUUUUGUAAAUUUCCGUAAAACCGGAAGUGUGCCCCCAGCUCCUGUGGUCUAUGAAAAUUACUAUAACACACAAAGAAAUGCAACUACAAUGAGAAAUCAGGCCCCAGCACCUGGGAUAGGGAGGAGGGGGCCGUUACCAAUUCCUGCGAGUGGGCCAGGUGACCCUGAUUAUGCUACGGUUGAUGGUUACAGUUUAAUACAUCAGUAGCAUGAGCUGGUCUCAAAGCUGCUUGCCCAGUCGUGCCACUGAGUGCAAAAAUUAGUCAUCUGAGCCACCCAUCAGAGACGGUGUAUUCAGUUGCAAUUCCAGCAUCGGGCACAGUGACACAGCAUGGAACUGUUUCUUCUUAUAAAAAAUAUUUUAAAACUCUAGGAUAUUUUAUAUGUUUUGAGGAUCCACACGAGGUCCAACAAGGUCCCUCUUCCUUCACGGCGACAAACUACAAGGGCUGAUGUCCUAAUUUCGAGGUCAGAAAGGAGGACAUUGAAUCUCUGAAUAAUAUUCGCUGAACCAACAGAAUCUCCCCUAUCAAUAAGAGAGGCUUGUGUUCUGGUGUUGGUGACAGUUCUUUGUGAUGUGCAAACCUCUGUGUGGAAGACUCUAAAGGAUUUAAAAAAAAGGAAUCUCCUCUCACCAUGACGACUGAGAAUUAACAUGUGCUGCCAAUGGGAAUCCUGUGCAGGGCUUUGGCCAUAGCACACAGGUCAAAGUAGACUGGAUUUUCACCAGGCUGAUUAAGAUCAUAGCCUAGCCCUAAUUGUGGGAGUGCUCAUUAGACUGCUUACCCAUGGCAACGCUGAGAGUUAGAACUCGAGAGGUAUUUAUAUGGCUGUACUGUGCAUUGGCUCCAGGCUACGCAGUGAUGUUGGAAGAAGCUGAUUCAUAUCCUGUCUCUAUCUAUCACUCUUCAGGCGCCUGUUUGGAUUACAUGAAUGGUCUGUUGACUUCAAUAUGGGUUCUGAUGAGAGGAAGGUGAACAAGUUAUGGCCCUUCAGUAGUUACCUACCACCCUUCCCUGGUUCUGCAGUAGCACAGCAGUACAAUACAGAACCAUCCUUGCAGGUCCAGGCUGGUAACCCCUCCAUUCUUGAAUAACAGGAGGACAUGAGCUGGCCCUCUGGAGAACUACAUCUGAAGGCAGGGCUUGCUGCUGUUCAGCUCCCCGCCACCAGGGCCGGCUCUGGCUUUUUUUCUGCCCCAAGCGCAAACAAAAGAAAAAAAGAAAAAAACCUGUGGGGCGGCUGGAGCACGAGUUCAGGGGACUCCCGGUGCUGCAGACAUGCCCCGAGGAGGGAGAAGGAGGGGAGAGAAAAGGGGGAUGGCCAGGCCUUCCGCCACGCCGCCUGCUGGGAGGGCUCCACACCGCUUCAGUCGGUGGGGUGGGAAGGAUGCGGGCUGCCCUGCCAGGCUUGCUACAGACCUGGCACCAGCUGGGGCAGACGGAGGGCGGAGCCCGCUCCCAGCAGGGCACUCCCCUCCUCUGCGCUGCUGCCCCCUACAGGGCAGCCGGAGCGGCGAACAAAAAGAAAAAAAGGAUUCGAGGGAAUGCCGCCCCUUAGAAUCUGCUGCCCCAAACAUGAGCUUGCUUGGCUGGUGCCUGGAGCCGGCCCUGCCCGCCACUUAUCUUGCUCUCGACAGAUUCUGCAAACUCCAAACAGGCUAAUCUGUGUGAGCAGCUGGACUCUUGGGUGCAUGUUUUGAGCAGGACCCAGAGUCAGAAUCUCAUGAGGUUUUGCCCAUUGGAGGCAACAAUUCAGGCACAUCGUCAGCUGCUUCUUCUAUCUCUUGCAUCCCAUUGUCCAAUACGCUUGAAAAUAACUAAUAUUUUCUUAUUGCCUUUUCCUGUCUCCAUUUAGCAAACCUUUUCCCCCUCUCCCAUUUCUUGGGGUCUGAUUCUGCUCCCAUUGAAGUCAAUAGCAGAAUUCCCAUUUGUUAUCAAUGUUGUGGGAUCUGGCUCUUCCGUUUCUAAUAAAGCCCAAACUAACUUGGUUCCUGUUGUUGGCUUAGCUGCAAAGCUCAUUGCCUGACCAGAACUUCCCCAGCCUUCAUGUCCAUCUCCAUUGGCUGUUACCUGCAGGGCCGGCUCCAGGCACCUGCCCAGCAAGCAACUGCUUGGGGUGGCCAACGGUGAGGGGUGUCACAUCCGGGUCUUCGGUGGCAAUUUGGCACCAGGUCCCUCACUCCCUCUUGGAGCAAAGGACCAGCCGCCGAAUUGCCACUGAAGCAGUGGCAGUAGAGCUGCAGAUUGCGAUUUUUUUUUUUUUUCCCUGCUGUUUGGGGCUGCAAAAACUCUGGAGGCAGCCCUGGUUACCUGUCAGGUGCACAGACACUGAUGAAGUCUGCCCAUUUGUGUGUCGCUCUUGGUGCCAGUGUAUACAGGUUUUAAUUUCUUGCUGUAGAGCAACAGGAAUGAGUCUGCAUCAAAUUGCGUCUGAGCUCUGUGUGUACAAACCUUUGUUUCCUUGUGUGGGAAAGACCCCAAUGUGAUAAGUGAGGUUUGAAUUCUGCCCUGCUACAUUUUAAUGAUCUGUACGAAAUGCACAGUUAGAGGAAUAUGUUGUCUUAUAAAAAAAGACCUUUAAAUAUCCUGAUAUAAUUUUAUAUUGUAGAUUAUUUUGAAUCUCGUGUGUGCGUGUGUGUACGUACACACACACACAC
Gopherus flavomarginatus (Mexican gopher tortoise) is the source of this 3510-nucleotide messenger RNA. It is a transcript of the gene PSTPIP2, whose product is annotated as proline-serine-threonine phosphatase interacting protein 2. The coding region runs from base 52 to 1059 and encodes 335 amino acids. Gene Ontology annotation, molecular function: actin filament binding. The record is from RefSeq and is a predicted model, not a curated record. Gene Ontology annotation, cellular component: cytoplasm; plasma membrane; actin filament. Lineage: Eukaryota; Metazoa; Chordata; Testudines; Testudinidae. Gene Ontology annotation, biological process: actin filament polymerization. The transcript has 15 exons.